GCAGCCUUCCCCCCGAGACGCACAUCGAGGUCGUUUCGGUCUGUCUCUUUCUCCGUCCGUUUGGCUUUCUUCGUCGCAAGUCAGCAGAGAUCCUCCCUCCCGUCGCCAACGCACACGACCUUUGCCUGACCGCCAUGCUCGCCCGCCAAGCCAUCCGUGUUGCCUCUCGCUCGUACGCGACCGCCUCUGCUUCCGUUCAGGUCCCCGUUGCUCUCUACGGCAUUGAGGGUCGCUACGCCACUGCUCUCUACACCGCUGCCGCCAAGAAGAAGAACCUGGACACUGUUGAGGCCGAUCUCAACCGUCUCCGCGCUAUCUUGGACAAGGAUGCCAAGCUGAAGAGCUUCCUCGAGACCCCCAUUGCCAACAACACCACCAAGCGCGAGGGUAUCAAGCAGCUCGUUUCCCAGUCCAAGUUCUCCGAGACCGUUGCCAACCUCCUGGACCUGCUUGCCGAGAACGGCCGCCUCGACCACACCUCCAAGAUCAUUGAUGGCUACGAGCAGCUCAUGACUGCCCACCGCGGCCAGGUCACCAUCACCAUCACCUCUGCCAAGGAGCUGGAUGCCAGGGUCACCAACACCAUCAAGGGCCACCUCCAGAAGAGCUCGAUCUUGAAGGCCGGCCAGAACGCCAACAUCGUCAACAAGGUCAACCCCCAGAUCCUCGGCGGUCUCAUCAUCGAGUUUGGCGACAACACCAUCGAUCUGUCCAUCUCCUCCAAGAUCACCAAGCUCAACCGCCUCUUGACCGAGACCAUCUAAGCUUUGCCGGCUCUCCCUUCCGUCUUAUCCCAUCCAUCUAAUGCGUGCGUGCAUGGGAAGCUCUGCAGCGGUUUGCUACUACUCCCUUGAGCGAUCUCUCACCUCCUACAUGUGAGCAAUAAACACAUUACCCGAAUUCGAA
This is a messenger RNA of Polychytrium aggregatum, 906 nucleotides long. Its product is annotated as OSCP/delta subunit of ATPase. The transcript is spliced from 4 exons. The record is from RefSeq and is a predicted model, not a curated record. Gene Ontology annotation, molecular function: proton-transporting ATP synthase activity, rotational mechanism. Gene Ontology annotation, biological process: proton motive force-driven mitochondrial ATP synthesis. Bases 135 to 764 code for a protein of 209 amino acids. NCBI's taxonomy places the organism in Eukaryota, Fungi, Chytridiomycota, Chytridiomycetes, Polychytriales.